UAUAUUUUAAUCUUUUUUUGUUAGUCUGUAUAAUGUCCCUUUAACACUUCCGUAGAUGACACUAUAGCUUCGAAGUGCUUUUCAGCGCGACAGGAUUUUACUUUAGGAAUAUAACAGCAUUGGAUCAGACAGACGGAGAUAAUUAUGAUCUGUUGGGGGAAUUCGUUCUUUGUUGGUCUAUUUGCGGUACUCCUGUCUUUUGCCGUCGUUACAUUAUGUGCACAUACGGGUGACGAUCAGUUACAAGAAAACGAUGACACGUAUUACCGUCUGUUUGGUGGAACUUCCCCGAAAGAGGGCGUUCUACAGUUCCACAGUACGCCCAAUGAGACCUGGAAUACCAUGUGCUACAGCAGAUCAUCUGGGUUGGUCGUAUACCCUGACAUCUGGGCCAGUGUUUGCAAGCAGCUCGGGUACAAGGUCUACUGUAGCUCGGACAGUCUGGGGCCGGCGGCCCUGGGUUUUACUUCGCAAGAUGGGCUUGCUAUUGCGGACUUCCCGUUAAGGCGGGCCAGAUUUUCUUGCCCAAUUUCGGACGGAGCCGCCUCUGGGUGUAGUCUGGUUGCUGACAUGGCCGACCAUGACGAUUGCACUUUGGACGAGGCGGUGUGGCUGGAAUGCGACUCGGUUCUUGACUUUCAUCUUGAGUACGGAUUUCACGGAAACACCGGCAUGCUGCUUGCACGCUGCAGCAACAGCACUCGAUGGAAGGCUGUAUGCGGUAACUUGUGGAAGCUUCUUGAGCAUGAGCACCAAGUCGCCUGCCGCCAUCUUGGAUACUCUGACGCCGCGCGCAGCACUGCUUACGUCAUUCCUACGUGGACUCUUUCAACCUCGUUUGAUAUUCUACUGGAUUGUGUCAAAUGCACUGGGAAAGAGGACAGUCUGGUCGAUUGUGAGAUAUUUCAACCUUCCACGGAUGCCUGUUCAGGUUUUGCUGGUCUGGAUUGCAGUGAAGACGAAGAACGGAGAUUAGAGCUCAGGCUUGUCGACUCCAAAUACGAAGCCUCGGGUAUCGUGGUGGGCCGACACCAUCCCAGCGACAAGUGGGGCGCCAUCUGUCAGCAAACAUGGGACGACCGCGACGCGCAAGUCGCGUGCCGCCAUCUUGGCUACGUUACCAGCAUCGUCGUCAACCUGGUACACCGCAACACCACGAGUCUUGGGUUCAACGGGACGUUUCUGUCAGGGGUGGGCUGCUACGGACACGAGAGCGACUUGUCCCGGUGCGAGUUGGCCUCCGAUCGCGAUGUGGUUUGCGACCAACUUGCCUACGUGGAAUGCAUUGCGGAAACGGAGAGGUUUGACAUUCCAGCCUAUUUGUGCGGCGAGAUCAACUUCUGUGGCUUCGAAUGCAACCAAGGGCGCCGCGACACGUUGAGAAUAUUCAAACAAGAGACUUGCAAAUGCGACAGCUUGUGCGAGUACUUCGAGGACUGUUGCUAUGACUACCGGUCCAACUGCGUAAUGCCCCAGGUCGAGGUCGACCUAGGGCAUUACGCAUGCGUCUCGGUUACCAGACAGGUCCAAAUGGACGAUAAUUACGAUAACUGGGGGUAUGCGCUAGUGAGUUUCUGCCCAAAGUGGUGGACGGAUGCUUCAACAAGGCAGAGCUGCGAAAAGAUGGCCGACCGUGAUGACGUCAUCGGCACCCUGCCGAUCUACGACGAAGAGGGCGCUGUGUACAAGAACGUAUUCUGCGCAGCGUGCCACAGAGUUGGACCGGAAAGUCUGCAUCCAUGGCCAAUAUCCGUGCAAUACAUCGACAAUGGGGGUAACUUCCAAAUGUUCGAUUGGAAAUUUAAUGUGACCGUGCACGGCGUGCCAACCGGCAUUUAUUCCGUCGAACCUCCGCCGCACAUCACCGCCCGUUCUUGCCCCGUGAACACGAUCAAAUCUUGCCUCCCGGAGUUCAAGAACACAAGCCUUGAAUCAGCCUGUCAGCAGUACUUCGCACCGCUGGAAAUAAACGCAGCGCUCUACCACAACCCGCACUGUGCGAUGUGUAACGGGUUAUCUGUUAGCCCAACUGACACCUGUAGGUCCCUCUGUCCAAAGUGUAGGAACCAGGAAAACUGGGAUUUUUGCGUCGUGUCUUGUUCGCCGCGUCAGGAAGCAGAACCUCUUCCAACCGUAGAAGCUCUCUUUAACUUCGCCUUUGGGUGGAAACGAGAACGCUUUAUGCCGGACUGGCGAGCUGUUUGUCCGUUCCUCGGCAGAUGCCGCAGAGUUCUCUGCGUGUCCGGUAGAUUUACCGCGGAUGGUGGUUGCCUACUGCCGGGAUCUGCACCUCCGCCGGUUUUGCCAUGGUUCUCCCUGCUCGACGAUAGUUGCACGGAAUCUAUCAAUCGAAGUCUAGACCCCGAUGUUCUGUACUGGAAGGCUGUCCCAAUUCUAGCCAAUCCAACUUUUGAUUUUGACCCUCAUGCAGAGUUCUCGGUUUCGGUCAUCACCGAGUCACCUGCUGCACUUGAGCUUAACUUGAGCAGCCUGUUUGAGAACCACAAGAGCAUUCUCGGACGCUGUAACAUCACAGAAGUCAACGUUUAUAUUUCUGAGGGUGCGCCUCUGUUGGCCGAUCUUGAAAGUUGUGCGAACUUUACACAAGUAGCGACUGAUGUUUUCCAGGAUUCACAAGACGCAAACGAGUCGAGUCUGGAAUUUUUAAUUUUCAGGUCCUUCAAAUGGAGCAAACAAAACUCGGACUUUAUAAGAAAUGUGCUUGUGCCAACGGAAUGCCUAGAAGUGCUCACAUUGGGAUGUCAACAGAUUGUACUCUUCCCUCCUGACGAGUUUGCUUUUCGAGAUUCGAGUGGGUCCAUAACGCACACCGCGAGAGGGAAGGACUUUCACCCGGGAGAAUUCGUCCUCAUGCCCCACGGGCAGGCUGCAGUCUGCGGUCCCGUGCAGUGGACCGACCCGAAUGAGUUUGCGAUGGGCGUCGUCGCUUUGGUCUGCAGCUGCGCCUCUCUCGUUGCCCUGACAGCAACCUUUGUCACAUACUGCGCAUUUUCCGAGCUGAGAAACAUGCCCGGUCUGUUCAUCAUGAACCUCGUUGUGGCGCUCUUUGUCGCCCUCUUUCUUGCAGUCAUGGUUUGGGGCCUGGACUUCAUCGGCAACGCCUGUGCGGUUUCCGCCUCCUUGGUCCAUCUCAACUGGCUAGCCGCGUUCUUCUGGAUGGCUAUGCUGUCCUACAACGCAGCUAAAACCUUCGGUGGGAGCAAUAUCGCACAAAGGCGAUCGGGGCCUAACUAUCGCAAGUUUCUAGCAUCCGUCAUUAUUGUUUGGGGUGGUGCUUUACUCGUCGUAACCAUCUGCCUAAUUCUUCACUACUGCAACUGCACCGCCCUAACUCCCAUUUACAGCGAAAUCCAGCCGUGCAUGAUCGCUGACGCAAACGCGCGCCUGUUCUUUUUUGGUGUUCCCGUGGCAACCUCCCUUCUUAUCAGUGGAGCCUGCUUCGUCUCCGUCAUCUUCAGUGUGAGAAAAGCCAGAAAAGACAGCAAGAUAAUUCAUCAAAGGGGGAGAGCAGAAGAGGUACUUAAAGAGGUGAAAAUAUACGCAAAGGUAAAUAUAAAGUAUGAACACAAUCAUACAAAUCGUUUCAUAUAUUUCAUUUCAGGUCAUAUACGGUUUUAUAACCUCACCUACAGAUUACGUUUCCUGCUUGGUCAAAGGGCGUCACAUGGUAUUUGCUAUUUUAACAAUUAUAUGCUACAUGUAUGCCAUACAUUUAGAUUGAAAGCGCCCACGAAAGUAAGGAGUUCAGUCAUUUUUUUUUCUCAACAGCUUGGUGUACUGAUCGGAGUCACGUGGGUACUGGCCUUCGUGUUUGAACUCUUCGACCAUGUGGUGUUCUCUUACAUUAACGUCACUGUGAACGCGCUGCAGGGGUUCUUCAUUUUCGUCGCGUUCUGCCUUAACCAACGCGUGAGGGCGUUGUGGAGGAAGAAACUGCUCAGUCUGAAUAGUAAACGUAGAGGGCACCAGUCAUCAUCUAAUACGCCGACUGGUACCCAUUCGACGAUUAACGAUGACAAACAGUCCAAACAGAAACCAGAUGUACAGGAAACACGCUUGUAGACAAAUUACAUCGAAAAUGCCUUUUUUGUUUUGAACUUAAUACGUCAGUAAUAAUUAAUGAUAUGUUAAUCGAGAAAUAACUAGCAUGGUGACAGUUUUCGUUGUGAUUGAAAAAUAGUGUAUGACUUAGGCCUGAUUAUGAUAUGGUACGUGUAUUGCACCAUUUUGUCUCAUUGGGUAGACAAAGUAGUUUCAUUGAAAGUCUCGGCACAAUGGGGUUUUCUUGCGGAAGGAGCGCCCAUUUCCUAAAUUGUGGCGCCAAACCCUCAUAACGUUCGUGUAGGACCAGUCAUCAAAUCAGCUUGAUAACCAUUUUUAAAACCUAAUUGGUGCAGUUAUGUAUAUGAUUGUAAUGGGCCGAUUUGUAGUUCAUAAUCUUACGUGGCGUGGCGUGUCUAUCAACGAACGAUGUUGUGCAUAAAGUCGAAGUAUUUUUGUAACCCAUGAUUGUUCUUCGCUCUUGGAUAGAUCGGCGAGUCUGUCAACGAUGUUUUGCAGCAAAGCCAAGUAGUUUGUAACCAUGAUUGUUCCUAGCUCUUGGGUAGGUUGGCGUUUCUAUCACCGAUGUUGUGCAGUAAAGACAAAGUGGUUUGUAAUCCAUUGUUAGUGUUCGUAGCUCUGGGAUAGGUUGGCGUGUCUAUCAACGAUGUUGGGCAGUUGAAAAGUUGACGUAGUUUCUAAUCCAUACUUCUUAGCUCUUGAAUAAUAAUAGUAAUAAUACCAUACCAGGUAUUUAUAUUGGGCUCUACAAAGAUUACAACGCCGCACGAUAAACAGCAAACAGUUACAGAAAAAAAUCAAAAGAAAUGGUUGUCAGUGAUGUAACUAGGCAUUGGACCAUGGAUAGAUUCAUAUCCAUACAAUAGGUCGGCGAGUCUAUCAACCAUGUUGUGCAGUUAUGAAGUUGAAGCUUGAGGAUAUUCUGUAAAGUCCCUGGGCCCGUUAACUUCUCAGUUUAAGCAUAUUUAGCUGGGUCUGUGUGUUGUUCAAUUCAAGCAAGAACUGGUUCUCGAAAUUUACUUCUACAUCUUGCUGUGCGGCAUCGUCGCAAUCAAAUCUGGUGUAAUAUCCGCAAGUGAGGAACAACCUGAUAAAAAGAAAUGCAGAAUGAUAUCUUCAGAUGUCUCCCCAGUCAUCUGGUAAAACUUAGCCAAACUACGUUGCAUUCAGAGCUGUCUGCUUAUUUGAUGCUAAUUGCCAUAUACUUUGCAUAAUAUCCGAAUAAGUGGAUUUUGAUUUUGUUUUUGUAUACUACAUCACCUGGUAACGAAGUAGUUGGGUUUUUAUUUUCCGUCCUUCGUUAUGCAAUUGUGUUUACUUUGGAUUUCAUGUGUACAUUUACCUAACUAAAGAAUUAUCAUUGUUGUAAGAUUAAGUGGAAGUACUGAAAUAAACUACUAUUGAAUAUUAUUCACUCUUCUGCGCAUGCAUAAACAAACUCUCUUAGAAAAGAUAAUGCAUUGUAGCGUUUUUAUAUAAUGAGUUCUUAAUUAUCAAUUCUCCUUGUUUUUUGGUUAAUCACCACACAUUGAUAGUCAACGUUACUUUUUGAACUUGUUUAGUAAUCAUUCCUGUAGAACGAUUAAUCCUUCUGAUUGUGAUGCAUUACUGGUAGUUUUCCUUACACCCCUACAGUGUGCCAAUGCGGUGUGUAGUCAAUAUUGUUUUAUACAGAGCAAAACGAUCUUCGCUGCCCAAACACAUGUUGUUAACCCUAAGUCACUGGUCAUUUGACAUUAACAGUUUCUCAGUACAGACAGCAACUUACUGGGCCUUUUUUUAAGGUGUUUUUAUUUAUCCAUAGUCCUUUUAUUUCUGAGAAAACAUAACCGAGUUUCUCCUUUAUUAAAUAUUUCUUAUUUCAACUUCA
Patiria miniata (bat star) is the source of this 5953-nucleotide messenger RNA. RefSeq lists its product as uncharacterized. Gene Ontology annotation, molecular function: G protein-coupled receptor activity. Gene Ontology annotation, cellular component: membrane. The record is from RefSeq and is a predicted model, not a curated record. Gene Ontology annotation, biological process: cell surface receptor signaling pathway; G protein-coupled receptor signaling pathway. Lineage: Eukaryota; Metazoa; Echinodermata; Asteroidea; Valvatida; Asterinidae.